AUGGCCGAUUCUCAAGUCUACAGAGCGAGCACCACCGCCCCGGUGAACAUCGCCGUCAUCAAGUACUGGGGCAAGCGCGACCCUAAGCUUAACCUACCCACCAACUCGUCGCUGUCUGUCACCCUCGCCCAGUCCGACCUCCGCACCCACACCACCGCCUCCUGCUCUUCCUCCUACACCACCACCGACUCGCUUCUCCUCAAUGGCCAGGACCAGGACGUAUCGGGUGCCCGCACCCAGGCCUGCUUCCGCGAGCUGAGGGCCCUGCGCGCCGCCCUCGAGGCUGCCGACCCCACCCUGCCCAAGCUGUCGUCGUACCCUCUGCGCGUCGUCAGCGAGAACAACUUCCCCACCGCCGCCGGCCUGGCUAGCAGCGCCGCCGGCUUCGCUGCCUUGGUGCGCGCCAUCGCCGACCUGUACCAGCUCCCCGCCACCCCGACGGAGCUUUCGCGCAUCGCGCGCCAGGGCUCCGGCUCGGCCUGCCGCAGUCUGUUUGGCGGCUACGUCGCGUGGGAGAAGGGCACCGCCGCCGAUGGUAGCGACAGCCUGGCCUACGAGGUCGCUCCUGCCGCACACUGGCCCAACAUGCGCGCCGUAAUCCUCGUCGUCAGCGCGGCGAAGAAGGGCGUUAGCAGCACGACUGGCAUGCAGACGACUGUCGCCACCAGCAGUCUUUUCCCUGCCCGUGCCAACGAGACGGUCCCCCUGCGCAUGAAGCAGAUGGAGGACGCGAUCAAGGCGCGUGAUUUCGAGACCUUCGGAAAGGUCACGAUGAAGGACAGCAACAGCUUCCACGCUACCUGCCUCGACACCGAGCCUCCGAUCUUCUACAUGAACGACGUGUCUCGCGCGGCGAUCAAGGCGGUCGAGUACAUCAACGACGCUGCAGGCAAGACGAUCGCAGCGUACACGUUCGAUGCCGGACCAAACGCUGUGGUCUACUAUUUGGAGGAGCAUGAGAAGGAGGUUGCCGGCCUGUUCAAGGCUCUCCUCGGGGAUAAGGACGGCUGGGAUGGCAAGAGGGGUGGCGCUGUUCAGGCAAACGCCGAGGCGCUGUCCAAGGUCGAUGAGAAGACCGCCGCCCAGCUCAAGGAGGGAGUCAGCAGGGUUAUCCUGACUGGAGUUGGAGAGGGCCCCAUUAGUGUUACGGAGCACCUCGUUGAUGAGAAAGGCCAGGCUGUGAAGGCAUGA
Molecule: messenger RNA, 1191 nt
Organism: Lasiodiplodia theobromae
Lineage: Eukaryota; Fungi; Ascomycota; Dothideomycetes; Botryosphaeriales; Botryosphaeriaceae
Product: Diphosphomevalonate decarboxylase
Exons: 2
Coding region: 1-1191 (396 amino acids)
Biological process (GO): isoprenoid biosynthetic process; isopentenyl diphosphate biosynthetic process, mevalonate pathway
Cellular component (GO): cytosol
Molecular function (GO): diphosphomevalonate decarboxylase activity; ATP binding
Source: RefSeq, a predicted model, not a curated record